Acyrthosiphon pisum (pea aphid) is the source of this 2369-nucleotide messenger RNA. RefSeq lists its product as uncharacterized. The record is from RefSeq and is a predicted model, not a curated record. Bases 907 to 2181 code for a protein of 424 amino acids. The transcript is spliced from 2 exons. NCBI's taxonomy places the organism in Eukaryota, Metazoa, Arthropoda, Insecta, Hemiptera, Aphididae.
GACGCCAGUUGGUAGUGGAAAUAUAGCGAGCGCGCACGUCCGCCGCUGCUCUCGGCGUCGACGUCCGCGAAACACGCGACCCCCUCAUCAGGUGCCGUUUUCUCGGUGUUGCUCCAAAGUGUUUUCCUCCCACGAAAUUCGUUUUUUUCUACGGCACUGUACACGCCGCCCGAAAAUCACUCGGAACCCCCUCCCCCCCCCCCGUGUAGGCCCUUCAAAGACGACGGAUGUCGAAAAAUAAUAAUUCGCGGAGAGAGGACACGACGACGACGACGGUCGGAGAGCGAUAACCGCGUUGUAGACCCGCGAAACGACGCAUUCAUAAAAAAUAUAUAAUAUCUAUGAUUGUAACGUAAUAAUAUUACUAUUAUUAUUGUUAUCGUUGUUGUUGUUGUAUAUCGCAUUAGGUCGGAGAGAGGACGAAUUUUUUUUUUAAACCUCCCCACCGCGACGAUCGACGAUUGACCGGCCGCCGAAGAUAUGCACUCCGAAAAACGUCCGCCCGGCGUGACCGUCGUGGUUUUCCACCGCACGUCCGUUGCACCGCUACGACUCGCGUCCGCCGGAAAACGUCGGACCAUGUAAUUAUCAUAUUGGCUGUGACUCGAAACCGACUUCCCUCCCCCAUCCCCGGCACCGGCAGCGGUGGCACGCACAUCAAAGGUAGUUGCACACAAAUACACACACACUCCCACGCUCACACACACACACACACAUAUACGAUAUUAUAUGCACAUUGUACACUGGUGCAGUGUAUAGAGUGGCCACCACUGCACCACCACUGCACCACUACUGCACUACCACCAUAACGGCAGCACAACUACAAUGAUGAGCCACCGGAGACGCGCGGGCGGGACGCCCUCGCCACGCAAUAAAUGCGCUGGCCCACCAUGACCCUCGCCAAACAUGGCCAAAGACAAGAAACCGGACAAAAAUAACGGAUCGAAAAAAGGAUCGGUCACCUGUGAACGGACGUACGUUUCAGACAGGUGUUCGCGAAUUGCCAACCAGGAAACCCGACGAUCACCACCAAGCAGUCCGUCCACGAUACGAGUAAUUGACCUUCCAAGCAGACAUCAACGAAGAGGUGCGGUUCGCGAGAAGCGAACCGUAUCGCUUGACCGACCUCGUCCGGCGCACCAGCGCGCCGAUAACGCAUACGUGGAGACGCCAUUUGUAGACGGUGCUGUCCCGCUACAGCUGCAGGGGGCUCCCACCGCGUCCUGCUCAUCCACACCUUACGGUGUGUCAUAUUCCUGCGCAGACAGCAACAACACAGGCCUGCCGGUCAUAACGUUUCAGGGCAUGAGAUCGUCAGCCGAACCGCCGCCGAGGCCCGGCGAAGGCAUCAUCGACGAGUUUCCGGCAUACGUACCGUGGAAGGCCGAACAGCGCGUGCAAGAAGACUCGUUGGCAUGCAACGUGUGCCACAAGUGCCGGUGCGCCAAUUGCCAGAAGCUGUGCAAGUAUCCCGGCAUGCGUGUGUGCGGCUCGCUAGACGUGAAAUCGCGGUGCGACGAAGCUUGCGUUGAGGCAACAACGGUGUGCGUGCCGUGCGUCCAGAAGACAGCCAGGUGCCCGGCCUCCAACGCGGCCAGGGCCGAGGCCAAUGCCGCCAGGGCCCAGGCCGCCGAAGCCGCAGCCGCUGCCGCCGCUACAGCCGCCGACACCGACACCGACACCGACACCGACACCGCUGCUGACACUGCCACCGCCGACGCCAAAGACACCGCUGACGCCACCGGCACCUCUGACGCCACCGACACCGCAACCGCCAAACCGGAAGACGGUGGCGGCAAGCCACGGACGGCGCCCGCCGCGUCAGGCAAGUGCCGGUUGCGCUGGAUGCUGUAUUGCUUUUGCUGCCCGUGCCCGUACUGUGCGGUGGACAGCGAGGUCGAGUGUUCGACCGGGUGUCGCGGCAAUGUGAACGUGGCCGAUUGCGAGUGCGUCGACUGGGAGGCGCUGAGGCAGAACAACCGCCGCCGGGUGAACGCCGCCGCCGCAGCCGUGGCCGCGUCAAGAGACCGCCGCCGGUGCCGUGACUAUCACUAUUAUAUCACGAAGAUGCCAAACACGGCCAACAACACCACCGCAGCCACCGCCGAUGGGCAAAGUGCCGGCACCACGACCGUCCGGAAGAGAAGCAGAUUGCGCAGAUUACUACGUUUUUUAGACUAAAUAUAAUAUAACAAUAUACACGUAAUGCGAUGUAUAAUAUUAUAUUAUUGUCUCCGACGAUUACUCUGGCAAGUACAAUAGGAGUAUUCGUUUAUAUUAUUCCAUGUACAUUGUAUACAUAUUAUAAUUAUAUCAUAUUAUUUUAUAGUACGAUAAGUUAAUCCUAAAUUAUUAUUAUUAGUAGUAGU